CCCAGCAACGACGGUCCACGGGAGCGUAAGGAGAAGCAGGUGAUUGGCUAGGGUUUGGUCGCUUCUCCUGCUUUGCCGCCGCUGUCCUCUCUUCUCUUGGCGAGUCGGCGGCGAGGGAAGGAAUUGAAGAUGUCCAAGAAGAACAAUCUCGCCAAGAGGAAGAAGCAGUACGAAUUCGACCUCAAGAGGGAGAAAGAGGCCAAGGAGAAGCAGGCCAAGAAGCUGCAAGCCAAGAAAUCCAAGAUGAAGAUAGAUGGUGGUGAGAACAAAAGAAAGGGUAGUCAAUUUAAGGUUGGCAAGAAAAAGGUGAAGACGAAACUUUCAGCCUUAACGAAAGCCAAAGCUGAACAAGCCAUGGAGGUGGACAAGUGAUUGCAGAGCUUUGCUUCAUAUAAUAUGCAUUACACAGGCUAAAGUGCUGAGCCGAUGCUGAAUUUCCGAAGCGGAGUGAUGGGACCAGAUCGAAACCAUGUACCGUUUUGCCUUUUUGUUGCUGCUUCGUGGACUCAUGAACUGGUAGACUAGGUGUAGAGUAUAAAUGUGUCUUUUUUGUCAAAAGAAUUAAUUAGCCUGGAUCUCUGAUCUCGAUGCUCUUUCAUGUGCCAAUCUUCA
Molecule: messenger RNA, 612 nt
Organism: Panicum virgatum (switchgrass)
Lineage: Eukaryota; Viridiplantae; Streptophyta; Magnoliopsida; Poales; Poaceae
Exons: 3
Coding region: 130-372 (80 amino acids)
Source: RefSeq, a predicted model, not a curated record